Molecule: messenger RNA, 1221 nt
Organism: Entrophospora sp. SA101
Lineage: Eukaryota; Fungi; Glomeromycota; Glomeromycetes; Entrophosporales; Entrophosporaceae
Source: the annotation of a GenBank genome assembly
AUGCGAGCCCGCAAUAUUGCUUUGGAAAUCUUUAUUCAGACAAUGAAUGAAUCAUUGAUAAUUAAUGCAGGAAUUACUCUAUCUGAUGUUCAUUGUAAAUAUUCGUUAUUGAUAUUCGAUAGGAUGCGUUCGAUAAAUGAAAUAUCAAAAUUAGAAGCUGUUGUCAAUGAAAUUGAUUUUGGUUAUGAGGUGGGUGAAAUCUAUAGUGAAAUCAAUCCAUUGCCAGGGCCAUUUCCAUUCCCACUUGUUGGUAAUUUGAUUGGAUUCUAUAGGAAUAAUGGAAGGAUACAAAAAUAUCUUAUUGAAUUGCAUCAUAGAUAUGGAGCAACAUUUGAGUUGUAUAUUGGGGGAGUUAGAAGAAUAGUUUUUUGUGAUGUGGAAAAUGUUGAUAAAUUGUGCACAGCAGCUAAAAACAAUGCUUUUUUGAUUAGAUUGCCUUAUACCGAAGGGUUUGAUGAACUUGGUAUAGCUGGCAAAGGAUUAAUUAUGAAUUAUAACGUAAAAUCAUGGAGAUAUAAUAGACAAUUCUUCACACAAGCCAUAUUAUCACCCGGGUUUGAUAAUAAAUCACUUGAUUGGGCAAACAAAUUAUUAAAAGAAAUGGAACAAUAUUGGCAACUUUUAAAAAACGAAAAUGGUGAUAAGGUUGCGAUCAAUCUCGAUGCCUGGGUUCAUAGAUUUACUCAUGAUAUUAUAACAGUGGUGACGACAGGCGAAAGAGCCUAUUCAAUGGCGUAUUAUUUAAAUACACUCAGCGACAAACAUCUUGAUUAUCCAUCAGCACUUUUGGAAGAUUCAGAAAGAUUUAUUAAAGGAGUUAGAACUCAUUUUCUUGGCGGUCCGAUUUUUAUAGCAGUGCCAAGUAUUAUUAGACAUUAUUUGCCAAUGACGGCAAAUUUGUUUUGUGUUAUUGCAUAUUUUCUUGCCAAAAAUCCACUCGUGAAAAAGAAAAUGGUGGAAGAAAUAGAUUCCAUAUUUGGUGACGAUAAAACACGCGAGAUAACACACGAUGAUUUAAAUAAACUCAAGUAUUGUGAUGCAAUCAUAAAAGAGGUAGAUCGAUUGGUGCCCAUUGUUAAUACGGUUGCAAGAUACAGUACACGUAAGGAAGAAAUAGGAGGAUAUGAAUGGCCGGCUGAUGAAAAUGCCGGAGUACCAAUCAAUUCUUUUGCUAUUACUAUGUCUCGAGAAAUAUUGGUUUACGUUGUUGCCAGAGAAUAA